AUGAUAGUAUAAACACAUUUACGGGUGGCGAGCCGUACUCAGUCUAGCCAUGGAUUACAAGCUGAUGGUUAUGUGUGUGUGCGUGGCGAUCGGUGUAUGUGAAGGGGUUGAGCCCGAAUAUAGCGUCCCGGGGGUUGGGAUUGAAGGUAACGAUACCUCUUCAACUACGCCUAAAGGGUUCAAUGCAUUUUUUGACAACCCCAUGGAUUUUUUUCUCUUUAUGGACGAAGUGAAAACUGUGUCUAUGUCCUACAGACUUGUGUGUGAUAGAGUUGCUGAGAAAGUUCAGCUCACUUUUCGUAGCCAGGAUCCCGAUAGGUUCUUCGUCGUCUCUCCGGACAGGGUCCUGAUUUCGUGUGAAAAUGCGACAGAAACUCUCGUCAGUAUGGAGAACACUUCCAUUACAACCACACCAAUAUCUAGCUUGUCUCCGAUGGCUGACCAACUCUACGAAUUAGUCCAAUCAGACAAGAUCAGGCUACACCUGUCCGGAGUCCUGCUUGGACGGAGAAACUUGGUCAUCACUGUCCGUAGGUCAAGUCCGGACAAUGAUUCCAUCAGUGACGACGGAAACACGGAUCAACUAUUAUUCCCAUUCGUCAUCAAUCGAAAAAUGUCAAAGCUUGAUCUGGCAGUACAGGUCAUAGUGUAUUUCUUCUUCAUCUUCAUCACACUGGCGUUUGGCUGUAAACUGGACCUAAAGGUGGUCAAGGAAUCGGUCAAGAAGCCAAUAGCUGUGAGCAUUGGUCUGGGAUGUCAAUACCUAGUGAUGCCGCUUCUGGGAUAUGCCGUCGCUAAACUUGUUGCGUCCGAUCAACCGUCUGUGGCCUUGGGAAUCUUCCUUGCAGGCUGCUGCCCCGGGGGUGGGGCUAGCAACAUAUACUCCCACCUUCUGGAUGGUGAUCUGUCAUUAUCCAUUACUAUGACGCUUAUCAGCACCAUAACCGCCAUAGGUUUUCUUCCACUAUGGAUGUACACGUUAGGUCAAGAAUUCCUCCAAGACGGUAAUAAAAAGCUGGAUGUCCCGUUUUUCAACAUCUUCACUACUCUUCUCCUUCUCAUCAUUCCGCUCCUCGUUGGAAUCGGCGUACAAUACAAACUUCCUAAGGUCAAAAGAUUCAUCCUGAAGAUCGUCACUCCGGUAACCAUCGUGGCCAUUAUUAUUCUUCUGUCAGUUGGGAUAUAUUCAAACUUGUUCAUAUUUAAACUUUUUAAUCCUAAAGUGAUUCUAGCUGGCUGUCUUCUGCCUUAUUUCGGUUAUGUUAUAGGAGGCAUCAUAGCGUUUAUUCUGAGACAACCCUGGGUGAAAAUCAAGACGAUAGCCAUAGAAACAGGUAUGCAAAAUACCAGUUUGGCUUUCAUCAUUUUGCUCUAUGCUUUCCCACCACCGGAUGGACAAUUAGCGGCAGUCGCUCCAGCAGCCUCUGCGGUUAUGACGCCACUUCCACUUUUUGUUAUUACCAUUAUAUUUGUUAUAUACAAAAAAUGCAAUCCGGAAAAAUAUCAGAAAGUUACCCAGAAAGAUGAAGAAGCAAAAGAACCGGAACUGGAAAUCAAUGGCAAUAUCACUCCAGAAUCACUUGAGAAAGCAAGAGAGUCGAACGUUUAGUUGUGUGGUCGUGUAAAAAUCCUCAUUUGUUCCCACGACCAUUGUAUGUUUCUUCAAUUCUAACUUAGUGGAUAAACCUAGUAGGAGUUGCAACAUUUUUGGUUACCCACUUGUCGGUUACAUAGUCUUUUCAUUCUGAGGUUAAAUGCGACAGAAAUACUCAAGCCAAUUAAUACCAAAACGUAGUUGUCUGUGAGAGAAUAAUAUUCAUACGGAGUGGAGACAAAUGUUGACAUAUUUUUACAUUUGCUUUGUAUACUCACUAUAUACAUAUACCACGUUUUGUGUCACGUGAUUAAGUUAUGACACCAUAUCUAUAUAUGUUCGGAAGGGUGAAUUUUAGACAAAGAGUGCAAAAACAUGAUGGAAGCAAUUCGUUCAUUGCGGAGUCUCGAAGUGUGCAAAUGAAGUAAGCGAACUGUUUUUACAAAUAUGGCCGACUUUUUCCUGACACAUGGCCGACUUAUGGCAUGCCAGCUUAACACUUAAUAAUUAUAUCUUACAGAGAUAUCUCUAUUAAUUAUAGAGAAAUCUUAAAAACAAAAUAUAUAAUCUUUAUCAAUUUAGGAGAAAUUUAAAAAACAAAGAGAUAUAACAUAUUUAAUCUUACCUACAUAAGAUAUGUCUAUUACGUGUAAAGAUAUCUUUAAUUCCAAUAAAUAUUGCCCGAAUAAAUUAAAUGAUAGUUUUCUUUCAAAAUCUGUUUAUUCAAUUUUGAGAUACAUGUAGCUUCAUUUCACUUAAAGAGAUCGCUUUUACGUUUAAAUAUAUCUCUACUAGAAUAAGAGAUGCACUGUAGCUUUAGUUCAUUUAAAGAUAUAUCUAAUACUUUGAAGGCCAUUCUUUAGGUAUUAGAUACAUAUUAAGUUGUCUUGCUAUAAUGUCUGUUCAAGUGUCAGGCUGCACAUGUGUAUGAGCUGUUAACACUGUACAGAUGUAUCCAGGCUGUGUUUACACAUGUGUAGAGAUAUACAAAUAUAUGCAUACAUGCUCGAUUUAAGCAUUGGACUGUUUUUGUAUGGUAUUUAAGAUCUAUUUGAAUGACACAGCUUUGGAAGAAAACAAAUCAUAAUGCGUGCCUCCU
Molecule: messenger RNA, 2693 nt
Organism: Mizuhopecten yessoensis (Yesso scallop)
Lineage: Eukaryota; Metazoa; Mollusca; Bivalvia; Pectinida; Pectinidae
Product: ileal sodium/bile acid cotransporter-like
Exons: 3
Coding region: 50-1609 (519 amino acids)
Cellular component (GO): membrane
Source: RefSeq, a predicted model, not a curated record